AUGGUAAUAGAAAAUAUUAGUGAUCAUGGUCGAAUUGGUUUACUUUGGAGUCAGCGAGACAAUCUUUAUGUUGGCUAUCUGGAUUUUGAAGAUGAAAAAAAAGAAUUUAUCAAUACUCUUACUGCACAUGAAAUUAAUAAAAUACUCUUUCAACUUGCAGCUAAUCUUGAAUGCAUCAAUAUUCAUACUUUUGGAUCUAUUUGUGAUGCAACAAACCUUGAUCGUAGUAAAUUUACAGUACAUUUACUGGACCCAUCUUUUUCUAACGAAAUGCAAGUUGAUCGUAAUUUAUUAAGACCACCAAUGCCUAUAAAACAGAAUUGGAUAAUUGAUGAUCUCUGCAUUUUCUUACAUUAUUGGUUGGGUACUCUUCGAAUUGCUUAA
Diversispora eburnea is the source of this 384-nucleotide messenger RNA. NCBI's taxonomy places the organism in Eukaryota, Fungi, Glomeromycota, Glomeromycetes, Diversisporales, Diversisporaceae. The record is from the annotation of a GenBank genome assembly.